This is a messenger RNA of Chelmon rostratus (copperband butterflyfish), 1246 nucleotides long. It is a transcript of the gene tnfrsf18, whose product is annotated as tumor necrosis factor receptor superfamily, member 18. Gene Ontology annotation, molecular function: protein binding. The record is from RefSeq and is a predicted model, not a curated record. Lineage: Eukaryota; Metazoa; Chordata; Actinopteri; Chaetodontiformes; Chaetodontidae. The transcript is spliced from 7 exons. Bases 7 to 852 code for a protein of 281 amino acids. Gene Ontology annotation, cellular component: external side of plasma membrane. Gene Ontology annotation, biological process: defense response to Gram-positive bacterium; positive regulation of T cell migration; positive regulation of peptidyl-tyrosine phosphorylation.
GUCACAAUGAUUCAUCUCAGCCUUUCCCUGGCAGUUACGUGUCUGUUGAGUAUUUGGAUUAUAGAGCACGCUGCAGGUUGUGGUGAUCGACAGACUGACAUUAAUGGCCAAUGCUGCGACCUGUGUCCCCCAGGUACACAUAUUAAGGAGUUCUGCUCAGAGCGCCGGAAAACUGUCUGUCUCACCUGUGCGGAGGGCUACUACCUGAACCAUUAUAACUUCUUUGACAGAUGUGAGAAAUGCAGGUCAUGCCCACAAGAAUAUGCAGAGAACUGUACAGUGAUUGCAGACGCUAAGUGUUCGUGCCGCUCUGGUUUCCUGUGCUCCAACAAUGCGUGUUCAAGCUGUGAGGAAAACAAAUGCGUCAUGGGGGAGAAACUGAAGAGAACAGAAAAUUCCUUGGGUAAAGGCUUGAUAGAGUAUGCAUAUCAUUGUGAGCCCUCAUGCCCUGAUACCGCAUAUUUUGAUGUGAAAGAGAAUGUCUGCAGGCCACGAAUACAGUGCAGUAUACUUGGACUUGCCGAGCGGUUUCCAGGGAACAAAACCCACAAUGCACUUUGUGGUAGAGAUGAGAGUCACGGACAUGCGGGAGGCUUCAUUCACGUGUUCCUUGGCAUCGGCUUUGUUCUGAUUUCUUUCACCCUCCUUGUGUCUCUGUCUUACACCUGUAUAAAGCGACUAAUGAAACCCAAAUUAAAUGAUCAUCCCAUCGACAAGUUAGCAGUCUCUGCCAACACCAGCGACUUCCACCUGUCAAAGGAGGAGAGCGGCUUUCAGCUCAUCAUCCAGGAUGAGACCAAGAACAGCGACAGUUUGGGCAAGCUGCAUCUGGAAGAAGUCGACGCUUUUUGAUAACAAGUCUGGGACGACGGCAACAGUCUGUUCAGCCACAAGCACAAAAAUAUCAAUGGUCCGAAGAAUCGGUAAAAGCAAACAUUCAGAUAUUGAGAAGACUGAUAAGCUAAGAGAUGCGGGCUUGGGGAUAGCUCGAUCUCUGGAAGGAUACCACUGUUGAAGUGCUCGUGAGCAAGGCACUUAACCCUCAUUUGCUCCAGUAAAGCUACACAGUGCUUAACAGAUUUGACGUCCAGCUUUGAAUGUGUGUAACUCUGAGCAUGAAAAUUCUCAAAAUAGUGUCCACUGUAUUCUUAGUUGUUUCUUACAGAUGCCCCAGAGAGGGCUGAGGUGUGAUUGUAAAGAUUAUUUUGUAAAGAUUUUAAAGAACAAAUAAAUGUUUUAAAUUGUG